AUGACAGGACAAGCUAGCCUCUUGCGAGGCAACUCGCUUGGAAUCACAACCUUACUGACCUUUGCUAUUCUAUCUUUAGCAUGGAUGGUCGGAUUUGCAUCUCGUUUGUUUGCCAUCGUUCGUUUCGAGUCUAUCAUCCACGAGUUCGAUCCAUGGUUCAACUACCGCGCUACUCACAAUAUGGUCCAAAACGGUUUCUAUAGUUUCCUGAACUGGUUCGAUGAACGUGCCUGGUACCCUCUUGGUAGAAUUGUCGGAGGAACCGUCUACCCCGGUCUGAUGGUUACCUCUGGAUUGAUUCACUGGAUUCUGGAAACAUUGAACUUCCAAGCUCAUAUCAGAGAUAUCUGUGUUUUCUUGGCUCCUACUUUCUCAGGACUUACUGCUAUUGCCACCUAUUUCUUGACUAAGGAAUUAUGGAGUGUUGGAGCAGGUCUUUUCGCUGCUUGCUUCAUCGCUAUUUCUCCUGGAUACACCAGUCGUUCUGUUGCUGGAUCUUAUGAUAACGAAGGAAUUGCUAUCUUCGCUCUUCAAUUCACAUAUUACCUCUGGGUAAAAGCUUUGAAAACCGGGUCAGUAAUGUGGGCAUCCUUGUGUGCUCUUUCCUACUUCUACAUGGUGUCAGCUUGGGGAGGAUAUGUCUUCAUCAUCAACUUGAUUCCAUUGCACGUUGUUGCUCUUAUCGUUAUGGGACGUUAUUCUUCUCGUCUCUUUGUUGCUUAUACUUCAUUCUACUGUCUGGCUACCGUUCUGUCCAUGCAGAUUCCAUUCGUAGGGUUCCAACCUGUGCGCACUUCUGAACACAUGCCAGCUUUCGGAGUGUUUGGUCUGCUUCAGAUUGUCGCUGCUCUUCAAUACCUUAGACCUCGUGUUACUCGUCAACAGUUCGUUACUAUUUUCGGUGGCGGUCUUGCUAUCACGUUCGGACUUGCCUUCGUUGUUUACUUUGCCCUAGUUUGGGGAGGAUAUGUUGCUCCCUUCUCUGGACGUUUCUACUCUCUCUGGGAUACCGGUUAUGCUAAGAUUCACAUUCCAAUUAUUGCCUCUGUUUCUGAACAUCAGCCUACUACUUGGGUUGCAUUCUUCUUUGAUUUACAUAUCACCGCUGCUAUCUUCCCAGCUGGAUUAUGGUUCUGCGUUAAGAAAGUUAACGAUGAAAGAGUUUUCAUCAUUUUGUAUGCCGUUUUCUCCGUUUACUUUGCUGGAGUCAUGGUCCGUUUGAUGUUAACAUUGACACCUGCAGUUUGUGUUCUUGCUGGAAUCGCUUUCUCCCACAUCUUUGAAAAAUACUUGCGAGAUGAAGAGAAGACUGUCACCAAGCCAGAAAGUGAGAAGGUCCAAUAUGACAAGCCCUCUAAGAAGAAGACAGUAACUGCUGGAGAAUCUGUUGAUGAAUCUGUUGGAUUGAACGCUAAAUCUAUUGUUUGCGUUGUUCUCUCCCUUCUUCUUAUGAUGUUCGUAGUUCAUUGUACAUAUGUGACUAGCAAUGCAUACUCUCAUCCAUCUGUUGUGCUUCAAAGCUCUACUCAUGAUGGUGAUCGCAUCAUUAUGGAUGACUUCCGUGAGGCUUAUCACUGGCUGCGUGAGAACACUGCUGAUGAUGCCAGAAUUAUGUCCUGGUGGGAUUACGGUUAUCAAAUCGCUGGAAUGGCUAACAGAACAACUCUUGUUGACAACAACACCUGGAACAACUCCCACAUUGCUUUAGUUGGUAAAGCUAUGUCUUCUAACGAAUCUGCCGCUUAUGAAAUUAUGAAAGAGUUAGACGUCGAUUACAUUCUUGUGAUUUUCGGAGGAGUCAUCGGAUAUUCUGGUGAUGAUAUCAAUAAGUUCUUGUGGAUGGUUAGAAUCGCCGAAGGAGAACAUCCAAAGGAAAUUAGAGAAGCUAAUUAUUUCACUGAAUCCGGAGAAUACAGCGUAGGAGCUCAAGCCUCUGAAACUAUGCUCAACUGUCUUAUGUACAAGAUGAGCUAUUAUCGUUUUGGUGAAACUAGAGUAGGAUACAACCAAGCUGGUGGUUUCGAUAGAACUCGUGGAUAUGUCAUCGGAAAGAAGGACGUCACUCUUGAAUAUAUCGAGGAAGCUUACACUACUGAGAACUGGCUUGUUAGAAUUUAUAAAGUUAAGGAUUUACCAAAUCGUCCCUCUCUGAAAGCCAAUGAGAAGAAGAUGCGCGUCGGAAAGAAGUCGGCCAGCAAAGGAAAGAACAAGAAGGGAGUCUUGAGAAACAAGCCUACCAUCGUUAAGGCUUCACCUUGA
Auanema sp. JU1783 is the source of this 2259-nucleotide messenger RNA. Lineage: Eukaryota; Metazoa; Nematoda; Chromadorea; Rhabditida; Rhabditidae. The record is from the annotation of a GenBank genome assembly.